UUAGGAGUCCCCACUAGAGUCAUCGUGAAGAUUCGUGAUAGGAUCGGGAUCGUGAUCCUGUAUAUUUCAUAGGAUGCAAAUUAUGCAAUAGUUUUAAUCUGGACCGUUCAUGUCCGCAUCAUCGACCAGAUUGAAAAGAAUUUGCACUUCAGGCGCCUCUCAAUUAAUAGUGAAAACGAAAAGGAAGCUUCGUUCCUGAGAGAGACCGACAGAGGGAGAGACAAUAAUGGUGAAAUAUCUGUCCUGGGUUUUUCUAGUGCUUACUUCUUCUUAUCCUCUGCCUCCUUCCCGAAAUCACCUCUUCAUCAAUGUCUCUCUCUGGAAGGGAUCUAGAGAAUUUUGUGUGCAUACUAAUUGUGCAAAGGAUUGUGGAUUAAGUUAGAGACCAUGUCAGCAUAUGCCCAUCAAAUGGAGCGGGAGUACUCCGCGCGGAGUCUCUCCAAUAGAGAAAAUUCUGGCACAGAGAUGGGAAGCCGUUAUGUGAUGGAGUCAGGGUUCUACAUGACAUCUUUUGCUGCAACGAUCUUCAUUGCUGGACUUGUAACUGUUGGGGUUUUAUUAAUCACUUUGCUGAUUGCAUUAACAGUAAUGUUGCAAUCUUGCCAAAGUAAGAGUUCAGGAGUUGUUGAAAUUCAGAAAGCAAGUGAUGAUUACAAUGAUUGCAAGAUGUUUGCUCUGUAUGCAGAGCUCAACGGCUUGGAAGCAGAUGAAUUCCCUUCAAUUUGCAGGGCUUUUGCUAUUCAGUAUAUUAGAGUAGGUCAAUAUGCGAGAGAUUUAAAUGCUACUAUGCAGGUAGUUGAGAACUAUUUCAGUAGCAUUAUGCCGCUAAAGAAUGGUCUGGAUGUUGUAUUAAUUGACAUAGAUGACAUUCUUUCCUCAAAUCCUCACCAUACCAAUCUAUUAAUGCACAGAUUUGGUCAGUUCGAUUGUAGUGGUUGUAUUGAAGAGGCUAAGCAUUUGAAGCACCUGCUUAUCUUUAGAUUAUACAUGAAACUUCAAGCUAGUGGGUGGCCUUUAAUUUUGUUAUCAAGAAAGUCUUGGAGACAACAGAAUGCCACUGUAGGGCACCUUAUUUCUGCAGGAUAUAGUGGUUGGACUUCAUUGAUUAUGAGAUCGGAUGAUGAAGUGCAUGUGGAUAGCUGUGAAUACUUUUCCAGACGAAGGGCUGGAAUGCAGAAAGAUGGCUUCAUUAUAGCAGGUGUGAUAAGCAGCCGCAUGGAUGCUUUGACAGGCCCAUAUUUAGGAAAGCGUAUUUUUAAGCUUCCGAAUGCUGUAUAUUACAAUUUGGACCGUCAAAUUGGGAAAUCUGUUCCAGAGUAGAUCAUGUUCAAACGUGGAACUGUUGGAUUUUUGUUCUUUGUAUUAAUUCUUUGAGAGCCUUAGAUUGUAAACUCAGUUCAGCCACAUCAGAGGCCUUGGCUUAGAUUGAUGAUUAUUGCUGUUCAUUAAGCUUAUGUCUUAUGUGAAUUCGCUUAAAAAUUAAUGAAGAAUUGAACCAAAAUAUUGCUGCU
Alnus glutinosa is the source of this 1511-nucleotide messenger RNA. RefSeq lists its product as uncharacterized. The record is from RefSeq and is a predicted model, not a curated record. Bases 388 to 1320 code for a protein of 310 amino acids. The transcript is spliced from 5 exons. Lineage: Eukaryota; Viridiplantae; Streptophyta; Magnoliopsida; Fagales; Betulaceae.